Molecule: messenger RNA, 1209 nt
Organism: Apiotrichum porosum
Lineage: Eukaryota; Fungi; Basidiomycota; Tremellomycetes; Trichosporonales; Trichosporonaceae
Exons: 5
Coding region: 1-1209 (402 amino acids)
Molecular function (GO): oxidoreductase activity
Source: RefSeq, a predicted model, not a curated record
AUGACCGUUACCGCCUCGCCACUCAGCUUCACCUCGCUCCCACCGUCCCCACAGGCCGACCCCAAGUACUUUGAGGAGUUUGGCCGCGAGGUGCAUGGCUUCGACCCCGAGAACAAGGAUGUCGUCAUGGACGAGAUCAUGGAGGCACUGUACAAGUACCAGGUCCUCCUGUUCCGCGACCUCAAGCUCACCCCCAAGCAGCAGUUUGAGAUGACUCUGGCGUUUGACCCCACAGCCCAGUCGUACGGCCACGGCAACAACAAGACGGGCAGCGAGAAGAAGAGCAUUCUCCACCCAGACCUCAAGACGAUCCCUCACCGCCCCGAGGUCCAGCUCAUUGGUAACGGCAAGGUGCCGGGCAACUACGAGGGCCUUGAGAGCCCCCAGCUCAAGCACCCGCACCACAAGACGUUCCACCGCGACCCCGUGUCGGACGAGGACGAGGCCAAGGGCAUCACGCGCUUCUACCGCUGGCACAUUGACGCCGCGCUGUACAAGCUCAACCCGCCCAAGGUCACGACGCUGUACGCCGUCAGCGUGCCCAAGGGCGAGUGGCAGACGCUGCGCUACGACGACGGCACCGACGACACGCUCAGCCUCCCCAAGGGCUCCACUGUUUUCGCGUCGGGCAAGACCAUGUUUGACAUUCUCCCGGCCGAGUACAAGUCGGUCGCGGUCCGCACGACGGUCAAGUACGCGCCGCACCCGUACGUGUGGAUGAGCAACGCGCACGCGCUGCCCACGGGCCUGGGUCUCGAGACCGAGGGCCUCGAGCUGCCGCUCGACGAGCUCCCGCCAUGGACAGAGAGCGAGCUCAAGGCCCUGCCCAUGUGCUGGAAGAACCCCGUCACCGGCGGCCUGCACCUGCAGGUCCACCCGUGCGCGCCCCAGGCCUUCUCCAUCGCGCCCCUCCCGGCCGGCGCACCCCGCGACAGCACCACGCUGUACCCCGACGGCGCCGAGAUCACCGACAUUGGCGAGGUCCGUGAACUGCUGUACAAGCUCCAGCGCCCAGGUAUCGACCCCAAGCUCCUGUUCGCCGCCGAGUGGAAGGAGGGCGACUUGGUCCUCUUCCAUAACCGCGGCCUCUUGCAUUCCGUCACGGGCGCGUUUGCGCCCGACGAGCUGCGCAUGUUCCACCAGUGUAACCUCGCGGCAUCGACCGAGCCCGUCGGUCCCGACGCGGCGGACAUGGCGGCGUACGCUUAA